CUUCUCCAACGGCAAAUGAAGGAGCUCCACUCCAUCUACAGCAUCUUCAAUGGCGAUGGCGAUUAUUCAACCACACUGUGUUCGUUUUCGUCUUCCUUAUUCUUAUUCUUCUUCUUCAUCUUCUUUUGUCGGAAGCCUCCCAAUCAUCCCCGACCUCAAGCCUCCAAAGCAUCCGACCAACACCACCACAUAUUCCUCCUCUCUCUGCAAAGCUUCCUGGCAAGAGCUCGCCGGAGUGUUGGUCUUCUCAGCGAUUCCGUUCACCGCCGUGAAAGCCUUAGCUAAUAGCCCGCUUGGAGAGUCACUUCAGAGGCGCCUGGAGGAGAGGAAGAAAUUCGCAGUCGAGAAUGCUUCCAAGUUUAAGGCUUUGGCCGAGAAGGCCAGAAAAGAUAGCGUUUGGUAUGGAGAAGAGCGUCCCCGCUGGCUUGGUCCAAUUCCAUAUGAUUAUCCUGCAUAUCUUACAGGAGAGCUACCUGGGGAUUACGGUUUCGACAUUGCAGGUCUCGGCAAGGAUUCUGUGGCUUUCCAAAAGUAUUUUAACUUUGAAAUACUGCAUGCCCGUUGGGCUAUGCUGGCAGCUCUUGGUGUGGUGAUUCCAGAAAUAUUAGACCUCUUAGGUGCCUUUCACUUUGUGGAACCUGUCUGGUGGCGAGUUGGCUAUUCAAAACUCAAGGGAGAUACAUUGGACUAUCUAGGCAUCCCGGGACUCCACUUAGCUGGAAGCCAAGGAGUGAUUGUCAUUGCGAUUUGCCAAGCCCUGUUGAUGGUUGGGCCAGAAUAUGCAAGAUAUUGUGGGAUUGAGGCAUUGGAACCUCUUGGAAUUUAUCUACCGGGAGACAUAAACUAUCCGGGAGGAGCACUGUUUGAUCCAUUGAACCUCUCAAAGGACCCUGUAGCCUUUGAGGAACUGAAGGUGAAGGAGAUAAAAAACGGGCGGCUCGCCAUGGUUGCCUGGUUGGGCUUUUACAGCCAAGCAGCGCUCACUGGUAAAGGUCCCAUUCAGAACCUUAUUGAUCAUGUUUCAGAUCCUCUUCACAACAACCUUCUUUCCAUGCUUAAUCACUAACUCUGCCUGUCUUUGAGGGCUUUUAGGAUUUUGCAUUUGUAUAGUGUAUGUACAUAUUGAGCACAACUUUGCACCAGUAAAUAGUUCCUCCAAUUUAAUUGAUUUGUAUACCAUCUUCAGAAUCCAUGAGUUUGUCAACUAAGCUUUUAGGCUUUUGCAUAUCCGAAUAUUAUCAAGUCUUGGAAUCUGGAGGUCAAGCCCCGUCACAACUAGUUCAUUCCGGGCUUGUUGUAGAGGCCCAUAAAAAUCUGGUUGUGGAUCUGUAGUUUGGUCUUGAGCUGCCUAUCCAAAUACCAUUAUGGCU
Molecule: messenger RNA, 1370 nt
Organism: Morus notabilis
Lineage: Eukaryota; Viridiplantae; Streptophyta; Magnoliopsida; Rosales; Moraceae
Product: chlorophyll a-b binding protein 7, chloroplastic
Exons: 7
Coding region: 50-1066 (338 amino acids)
Biological process (GO): response to light stimulus; photosynthesis, light harvesting in photosystem I
Cellular component (GO): membrane
Source: RefSeq, a predicted model, not a curated record